AUGUUCAACGCCGUCGUUAGACACUCGACUCAGCACAUCAUGUCUGCUGCGUGCAAGCAACUUCGUCCGCGGAAGUUCGCAUCCCUCGAUCCCGCGCAAAUCUCCAAUGCCCCUCCUUUGAAGGGCAUUGUGUUUGAUGUCGAUGGAACUCUGUGCCUACCACAGCACCACAUGUUCAGAGAAAUGAGAGAAGCCCUAGGAAUCGACCGCUCCAUCGAUAUCCUCGAGCACAUCCGCCAGCUCCCAGCAAGCGAGCGCCCCGCGGCCGUAUCCAAAGUACAAGCCGUAGAGCGACGAGCCAUGAUAGACCAGCAACCCCAGCCAGGUCUUCUCCAACUAAUGGAAUACCUCAAAACUCGUGGCCUCCAGCGGGCUCUCUGCACACGAAACUUCGAAGCACCGGUCCAGAACCUGCUUGACAAUCAUCUCAAUGGCCAUGUCUUCCUGCCAAUCAUCACUCGGGAUACCCCCAAUCUCCUGCCCAAGCCUGAUCCCGCCGGUAUUCUGCAUAUCGCGAGUGAAUGGGGGCUGCCGAAUGCCGAGAAUCUGAUCAUGGUGGGUGAUAGUAUUGAUGAUAUGACCGCUGGCCAUAUGGCGGGUGCGGCAACGGUGUUGCUGGUGAAUGAGAAAAAUGUGCAUCUGAAGGAACACCCGCAUACGGAUCUUUGUGUUACCCGGCUGGAUGAUUUGAUCGUCAUUCUUGAGAAUGGAUUUGUUGGGGAAAGAGGGAAUGAUGAGACUGUCGAGUGA
Penicillium paradoxum is the source of this 750-nucleotide messenger RNA. RefSeq names its product putative haloacid dehalogenase-like hydrolase. Lineage: Eukaryota; Fungi; Ascomycota; Eurotiomycetes; Eurotiales; Aspergillaceae. Bases 1 to 750 code for a protein of 249 amino acids. The record is from RefSeq and is a predicted model, not a curated record. The transcript is spliced from 4 exons.